Messenger RNA from Sclerotinia sclerotiorum 1980 UF-70, 144 nucleotides. RefSeq lists its product as hypothetical. Lineage: Eukaryota; Fungi; Ascomycota; Leotiomycetes; Helotiales; Sclerotiniaceae. The record is from RefSeq and is a predicted model, not a curated record. Bases 1 to 144 code for a protein of 47 amino acids. The transcript has a single exon.
AUGUAUCCUUCUGUCAACAACAACUAUAACCGUUCCACCCAGCACCAGCUGCUGCCGCGCAACUCCGACCAUAACCGUUCCUGGCGCAUGCGCAAAAUGCCAAACAGGAUGUGCCACGGAUCUGACGACGGUGACUGUCACUGA